Messenger RNA from Eruca vesicaria subsp. sativa (arugula), 2779 nucleotides. NCBI's taxonomy places the organism in Eukaryota, Viridiplantae, Streptophyta, Magnoliopsida, Brassicales, Brassicaceae. The record is from the annotation of a GenBank genome assembly.
UUCAGAUUCUUGAAAUCUUCUUUUUCCUUUAACAGUCAAAAGAACUGAGAUCUCUUACAUAACUCAUUCCUCAGCGAUUUUCAAUCAUGGACUCUUCUCCUCCGAUCCCUUCCCGUCCAAACGCUAAACCAAGAAACUCCGAGACCGGAGAUCCGAUGCGCCGAAGCUUCCGAUCCAGCCCGUUCCCUGGGAAAACCCAAACCGGACGCGUCGAGAGUGGAGAUAAAGAGAAUCAGAUCUCAGAUGUGGUGGUCAAAGCUCCAAAGAUUGCCAAGAACUUCAUGUCCCCGACGAUCUCAGCCGUUUCUAAGAUCAAUCAUCCAUCUCCGAGGAAGAAGAUCUUGUCUGAAAAAAACGAACUUUCUCGUUCCUUUGACAAAACCCAUCAUCAUAAUCCUCAGGUUCGGUCAUCUGUCUCGUUCUCUGAUGUUGUUAGCUUCAUUGGGGAAGAAGAUAAGGAUAAAGAUGAGAUUUUUAUCGGUGAAAAGAAGAAGCUUGAUGAGGAUGACGUCACUGUUACUGAUAUGGAUGAUUUUAGCCCUCUCCCUGCUUCGGUGGUUCCGUUUACGUUCCCUGUGUUUGAGGCUAAUGAAGUUGAUGCGUCGGUGACGCCUUAUGAUCCGAAGAAGAAUUAUUUGUCGCCGAGGCCUCAGUUUCUUCAUUAUAGGCCGAACCCAAGAGUCGAGUGCAAGGAGCUUUUUAGCUCUGAAAGCUCUUCUACUGAUACUGAUUUGUCUGGUGAGGAGAGCCAACAAGAGGAGGAAGUUGCUUCUAAGGAGAGUGUAGAGGAAGUGGUAGUGGAAAGCCAACAAGUGGUGGAAGUUGCUUCUCAGGAAAGUGUAGAAGAAGUGGCAGAGGAAAGCAAACAAGUUGAGGAAGUUGCUUCUGAGGAAGGUGUAGUAGCAGUAGAAGAAGAAGAAGCAGAAGUGACCCUAGACGAGAGUGAUGAGGAAGUAGUGGUUGGUGAAAGCACUGAAGAAACUCAUCAGGUUCCAAAACAAUCUCGUUUCAAGAUGUCCAAGUUGCUAGGUUGGAUUAUGGUUCUUGGUGUGGCGUAUACGUUGUUGGUGUCUUCAGUGACGUUUACUCAUCCCAACAUCAAUGAAGGUUCACAUGUCUACAAGUUUAAUAUCCCACCGGAAAUGACAAAGUCUGCAAGAGAGAGCUUUGAGCAGUUGAGUGAGAAGCUUGGGAUGUGGGCAGGAUCAUCACUUGUUUACAUGGACAAGCUGAUCUCAAGUCUAAGAGAAGAAGAAGGGUUUGGUACGUUUCAGUUUCAUAAUUUGACUGGUGUUUUGGAAGAGACGAGGUUGUCUGAUGCUGUUUUCCAGCCAACUAGUGGUCAAAUCAGUGUUGCUGAGUCGUUGGUUGAUAGCCUAGACUGGAGCUCAGAAAUGGAUACGGAAGAAGAGAAUGUUGUCCAUGAGAAACCUGAAGAACUGGAGAGCAGUGGUGAAACUGACCUUGGAGCUGUAUACGAAGAGGAUGGCAAUGGAUUCGAGCAAGAGAGUGAAGGAGGAGAGGUAAACUCAGAAUUUGAUAAGCAGGCUGAGAUCACGAUGGCUAUAGAUACAGAGGUGAAUGUGGGUGAAGUGUAUUCAGAAUCGCUUUCUCAAGAAGAAGAAGAAAGUGGUGGCCAAGAAACUGAUGGUGUUGAAGAGCAGGGAGAAUAUGAAGAAAGUGACCACAAGAACCUGGAGGAAAGUCAUGAACCUGAAACCACAUCAGCCCAAAACGAUGAGAAGGUGAUGGAAGAAUCUGAAUCCAACUCACACCAUGUUGAUGCUGAGGAGUCUGCUGCAAUCAGUGGUCACCAGCAAGAAGAAGCUAGUUCAUUAACCAACGCUGAAAGUGUACCAGAAGAAGGAGGUAUUGAGGAAACUGCUGAGACCAGUUUGGAUAUUUCAGCAGAAACUAGUGAAGUAGAUGGUAAUGAUUUGGAAGAAGAGAGUGGGAUUGGUGAAGAAGCUGUAACUAAUGCAGAAGAUUGGAAGGACAUUUUGUUGAAUAACCAGAAGAAAGUGAUGGUCUUGGUUUCUACUUUGUUGGUUAUGCUUGCUGCAGUAGCUGCUUUCUUAUUAGCUAACAAGAAGGCAAAACCUGUGAUGCAAGAAGAUGGUGAGCAAACAACAACUACCCCUGACGCUAAAGUUGUAAACGUUGAGCAUGCACCAGUAGAGAAUCUGAUCAAAGAAAGGCUUUCUUCACUGAACUUCCAAGAGGAGGAAGAGAAAGUUAAUGAUGACAGGAAAAGAGAAGAGGUAUCAUCAUUCCCUUCUGAGAUGAGUUUCAGUUUCCACAAGGACAAGUCAUUACGCAGCUGCAGCAACAGAGAUGAGCUUAAAGAAUAUCAAAGCGGAGGAGGAGGAGGUAGGAAGAGUAAUGACAGCGGUGAAUCCAUGGCUUCCUCGGCAUCAGAAUAUUCCAUAGGGGGCUCUGUUUCAUACGGAAGUUUCACAACAUAUGAGAAGAUACAGAAGAAGAGUGGACGUAAAGAGGAAGAGAUGGUAACACCAGUGAGGCGUUCAAGCAGGAUCAGGAACCAUCAACAUUCUGGACAAUGAAUUAGAGAUUAGCUUUAGACUUCAUGAUGUACUACUACUGAUUUGUAGCAAAGCUUUUUCAUCUCACUGAAGCUUAGUAGUAGUAGUAUGUUGACUUUGUUGUGAUCUUUAGCUUUUGGAUGUGAUGUUUCUUGCUUUAGUAUUUGUCUGACAUUGUACUUCAACAGUGUGAUGAGCCUCUUUUGGCCUAGUUUGAAUAAUAUGUUCGUUUUUUC